AUAUAUAUAUAUGAACACUGAUGCGGUCUAAGUGAUAUCAGCUCAAACAAAAAUUGCUUAAAUUUAAUUAUUACAAACUUUGAUAUAAUAAACAUCCUAAGCUGUGUUAACUAACCCCAUUUUUGAAGACAUAAUACUAUCUUAUCCCAAGGCAGUUAGUGUAGCCCAUGAUUACUUAGCAAACAAAUCAAUCGGGUUGAUCGCUUUAAGGGUGCUAAUAAGUGAAAUACUACUUAGUUGUUCGAGAGUUUUCAUAUUUUAAAUCAAUGGAUGUUCACUUUUAUUCAGUAUAUUUUGAACAUUCGUUGAAAUGAUAGAACUACUAAAAAACCAACAGUAGAACUUUAUUCAAAGUAAGCUAAAAUAUGUGUGUCAUCAUGAAAAAACAUCUGGAAUACGUAUAAAUGCCCCAAUCUCAUACAUUCUAGAAGAUCUUCUACUGUUUCAGUGAUUCGUAUUAUGCACCUGUUAGUCGGUCACUUAGGGAUACGGACACUAAAAGUCCCAUUAGUACUUAAUAGAUUUCACCUGUUUUUCUGUAGUGAAAAACUCAGCCACCUAAUGAAGGCGAGUGUACUGAAUAGAACUCGUACUUGUCAUGCUCCACGCCAGUGAUUACUAAAAGCAUAUAUUAAAAGCCACAUAAGUUUGACUACAAGUGUUUUCAUAGCAUCAUUCUCAUUUGGUGGAACCAUGGAGCAAAUAUUGUUGCGCUUUAAGUGAUGUUAAGUGAAGUAGAAAUAGGUCGGAACAGGUAGUCAAAACUAAUAAUGUUUCUAAUACACCAAGAAAUAAAUUAAUACUAGAAUAACAGAGUUGUAAGAUAAAAUUAUUUUAUAUCAUCUCAACGGUCGUUUAUAUGAUUACUGAUAAGUUUAUGUCUUGUUAUAUGAUUGUAAUGAUAAUAAUAAUAUAUAUUGUUUGUUUUACCUCAGUUCGCGGAACAGAUUUUUCAUGAUCCAGGUUAUAAGUCACACUGAUUGUGUGAGGGCUAAUGAUACCACCCAGUUGCCUCGCGUGAAGUAGGUGGACUGGGAUUCAAACCCAGGACCCACUGGCGAAAAGUCCAUCAAUUAAAACAAUAAGCCACGUCCCCACAGUACAUAUAUAUCACUGAGUGAAUUAAUACCAUUUACUGGAUAACGUUUUAAAUGUAAAAUAUUUUUAAUUAUCAUUUACUAUGGUUGUAAAUAAGUGAAAUAGCAUAUUAGUCUGACUAUUUCUCAUAAGAUCUCGCAUAAUUCGUAAUAAUUUCUUUCUUUUGAAACUCUCCAAUCAUAAUAAUACUAUUUAUUUCACAAUUUUAGAUAAAUGGAGCUCCCAGAUGUAUUCUAUUCAAAGUCACAGUACAUAGAAACAGCUAGUGGAAACAAAGUUAGUCGAAGAUCUGUUCUGUGUGGAAGCCAAAAUAUUGUAUUAAAUGGAAAAACAAUAAUUAUGUCCGGUUGUAUCAUAAGAGGUGAUUUGGCCAACAUUCGUAUUGGAAGACAUUGUGUUAUUGGUCGUAAAGCUGUUAUCCGACCACCGUUUAAAAAGUUUAGCAAAGGUGUAGCCUUUUUCCCCCUUCAUAUCGGGGAUAAUGUUUUCAUUGAAGAGGAUUCUAUUGUCAACGCAGCACAAAUUGGCUCGUAUGUACAUAUCGGUAAAAAUUGUGUUAUUGGUCGACGUUGUAUACUAAAAGAUGCUUGUGCAUUAAGAGAUAAUACAGUGUUGCCACCAGAAACAGUUGUACCUCCUUUUAGUAUAUUCGGUGGUUCACCUGGUCGUUUAAUAGGUGAACUUCCUGAAUGUACACCAGAUUUAAUGGUUGACUUGACGCACGGAUUUUAUCAGCACUUUUUACCUACAGAUGAACCUGAAACUGACUACUGA
Messenger RNA from Trichobilharzia regenti, 1872 nucleotides. Lineage: Eukaryota; Metazoa; Platyhelminthes; Trematoda; Strigeidida; Schistosomatidae. The record is from the annotation of a GenBank genome assembly.